AUGUCACAAUCCCAAGUCGAGGAGUUGUAUCCAAUUGCAUUGUUAAUGGACGAACUUCGACAUGAUGAUGUGGCUAGUCGUGUCCAAGCAAUGAAAAGAUUGGACACGAUCGCCAUAGCUUUGGGUCCAGAGAGAACACGUAACGAGUUGAUCCCAUUCUUAGAGGACGUGAUUCCUGAAGAUGAGGAUGAGGUGAUUGCGAUUGCUGCUGAAGAACUGGGCAAGUUUGUACCUUUUGUUGGCGGUUCUCAAUACGCCACGAUCUUGAUCCCGGUUUUGGAGAAAGUGUCUGCCUGCGAGGAGCCCAUAGUCAGAGAAAAGGCUGUGGAGUCGUUGAAUCAGAUAAGCUCGUCAUUGUCCAGUCAGCAGAUAACAAAUGAUUUCAUUCCAUUGAUCAGUAGAUUGGCAAAGGAAAGAUGGUUUUCAUUACAUAUAGCUGCAACUGGUUUGUUCAAGAGUGUCAUACUCAAAGUAUCCAAAAGUGAAAGAUUGGAGCUGAUGAAACUGUACUCAGAUUUAAUUCACGACGAUUCCCCUAUGGUUCGAAAAGCUGCCGGUAAAGAAUUACCUGAACUAAUCAAUAUUUUAUGCCAACAGUUCAACACUCCUGACAAUUUGGAGGACUUGAACUGGAACCUGAUCACCAACAUGUACGAAGCAUUGGUAAAUGAUAACCAAGACUCUGUUAAGUUCUUGAGUGUUGACGUCUUGAUUUCGAUAUUGCAAUUUCUGAAGAAAAUCAAUGAAACUUCCCAGGUCGAUGAUCUAUUCACAAGUUUGAUUACUUUGAUCAACGAUCCAAGUUGGAGAGUCAGAUAUAUGGUUGCAGAUAGAUUUGAUUCUUUGACGAACAACUUCAAUGACGAAAAAUAUACGCUGAAGUUGGUUCCAAAUAUCAUUUCGUUGAUGAAGGACAACGAGGCUGAAGUGAGAAAAGCGAUUUCAAAACAACUGCCAGGAUUUGCCAAGCUGGUCAACGCUGCAGAUAGCUCUAUCGUUUUGAAGGAAAUUGUGCCUGUUGUUAACCAGUUGAGCAUGGACGAGUCGGAGACUGUCAGAAGUGCUUUGGCAAGCGAAAUCACAGGAUUGGCACCAAUUUUAGGCAAAGACGCAACAAUCGAAUAUCUACUACCUAUCUUUGUUGAAAUGUUGAAAGAUGAAUUCAGUGAUGUUAGAUUGAACAUUAUUUCCAAACUACAGAUAGUCAAUGAAGUUAUUGGGAUCCAAUUGCUUUCUGAAUCUUUGAUGCCUGCGAUUACUGCGUUGGCACAUGAUAAAUUAUGGAGGGUCAGAUUGGCAAUCAUCCAACAAAUCCCGCUUUUGGCCGAACAGUUGGGUAUCUCAUUCUUUGACGAGACUUUAGGACAGCUAUGUAUGGAAUGGUUAUGGGAUCCGGUCUAUUCUAUCAGAGAAGCAGCAGUUGAGAAUCUGAGAAAGCUAACAGAGUUCUUUGGCGAAGACUGGAGUAAGGAUGAGAUAAUCAACAAAAUAUUGGAAAAGAGACAAACUAAAGAGUUUGACAAUUUCAUUUGCAGAAUAACAUGCCUUUUUACAUUUGACAACUUGAUUUCUGUAGUCAGCCCCGAAACUGUGAAGGAAUAUCUCUACCCCUUUGUGAACGAAAUGGCAGACGACAAGGUUCCAAACAUCAGAUUCAACGCAGCCAAAUCCUUAUAUCGUGUUGCUCAGUCCUUGGUCAAGAACUAUAAGGACAUAGUUCUUGAGGAGAUCAAGCCAACGUUGGAGAGGCUAACGGACGAUGAGGACGAGGAUGUUAGGUAUUUCGCACAGGAUAACUUGUCCAAACUCGAGGAACUUUUAUGA
Messenger RNA from Pichia membranifaciens NRRL Y-2026, 1824 nucleotides. RefSeq lists its product as hypothetical. The record is from RefSeq and is a predicted model, not a curated record. Gene Ontology annotation, cellular component: cytoplasm; protein phosphatase type 2A complex. Lineage: Eukaryota; Fungi; Ascomycota; Pichiomycetes; Pichiales; Pichiaceae. Gene Ontology annotation, biological process: protein dephosphorylation. The coding region runs from base 1 to 1824 and encodes 607 amino acids. Gene Ontology annotation, molecular function: protein phosphatase regulator activity. The transcript has a single exon.